GGGAGCAAGAGCAAGGGAUUGUAGGCAGAGAGAGAGAGAGAGAGAGAGAGAGAGAGAGAGAGAGAGAGAGAGAGAGAUGUGAGUUGAUGAGCUCGUGCAGAAUCGCGCUCUCACCUGGGAUUUGUGACGCUGGUGCUGUGUGCUGUUAAUGGAGAUGUUUGCUGUUAUUGUUCCUCUCAAAUCAACAGGGUGGCCCUGCUCUCUGUCUCUGUCUCCGACGGUCUUUUCUUUCCUCUUCCAGUGGCGGAGAAGCAGCUGAUGGACACAGUGGACUUUCUCCUCCUCUCCCUGUGAAAGGAUUUUAAAGGCCAACAUCUGAACAACACAUGCAGCCUACAGCAGAGGGACUGGACCAGCCAGAGCCUGCUGUGUGCUCCGGCUCAGACGGAGGAAGCAGCCGAGACAAGAGGACAAGAAGCGGCUGAUGGAGAGGAGCAGCUCGGUGCUGUGGAGGUCACAACAAAGAGGAAGAGGGGAGAAAUGAACCACGUUUCACACCUUUUAUGCAAGAUUAGCAAACGAGCUUUAACAAAAAUUUUAUAACCUGACCUUUUUUUUCCCACGGAAUGUAAACAAAUAACUUCCGGCUGAGUUAUUGAACUGAUCUUUCAAAGACAAAUAAAAAUAGGAAAGUGCAAAUGGAUGAGGAGGAGUUAUCAGCUGCAACAAAUGAACCCAUGAAACCAACACAUGCUGACUGUCAUCUCAAUAGACGUGUCUGAGACAAGGGAUGACUUUUUGGUGCUUCGUCAAUGGAUUCACCUUUUAGCACAGCCCUCCGGGGCAGCAGUGGCAGCAACUACACAGCUGACACCUCAGGUCCAAGCUUCACCAGCCAGCUGGGCACUACCUCACCUGUGGUACCAAGGGUUGUUUCCAUAGUGACCAGCCUGGUGAGCGCCACCACAGAGUCCACAGUGGGAAACACAGCGAACCUGUCUGGAGGCAGCCAGGUGAGUCCGCUCCAGGAGGCGUCCACGCCGUCGGUGCUGAGCGCCGCUGAGAGUAACUCUGUCCUGCAGGGCAUCACCGUGGCAACCCAGGCCCUGCUCCUCCUCUCCAUCUUCCUCCUCUCCAGCCUGGGGAACUCAGCAGUAGUGGUGGUCAUCAUCAAACACAGGCAGCUCCGGACGGUGACCAACGCUUUCAUCAUGUCGCUGUCGCUGUCUGACUUCCUCACAGCUGUUCUCUGUCUGCCCUUCUCCUUCGUCAUGCUCUUCAGUAAGGACGGGAUCUGGAUGUUCGGGGAUCGUUUCUGUGUGGCCAACGGUUUCUUCAACACCUGCUUCGGUAUCAUCUCCACCCUGACGAUGACUCUGAUCUCCUUCGACAGGUACUACGCUAUCGUCAGACAGCCACAGGCUAAGAUAGGGCGCCAAAAAGCCACUCAGCUGUUGGUAGCUGUGUGGUUAACUGCAGUGGUUUUCUCUCUGCCGUGGUAUCUGUUAGUCCCAACACCUACAGAAAUACAUAAGCGAGGUUUCUACCACUGUAUGUAUGUUUUCCACUCUGGGACCUCGCGCAUGGGGACUGCUUACAGCAUCUGCCUGAUUGUUGUGUGUUAUCUACUGCCCUUCUCCCUUAUGUGUUUUUGUCAUUAUAACAUCUGUAAGACAGUCCGUCUUUCUGAAAUCCGAGUCAGGCCAGUGACCACGUACGCAUACCUGCUGCGAUUUUACAGUGAAAUGCGAACAGCCACCACAGUUCUGAUUAUGAUCGUUUUCAUCAUUUUUUGUUGGGGGCCAUAUUGUUUAAUGGGGUUGAUUACAGCACUUGGGGACUAUACGUUCAAUCCUGCCAUGGACACAGUGGCUAUCUGGCUAGCCUGGGCUAACGGAGCCAUCAACCCUCUAAUCUACGCCCUGAGGAACCCCAAUAUAUCCAUGCUGCUGGGGCGGAGCAGGGAGGAAGGCUAUCGGACCAGAAAUAUUGCCGCGUAUCUCUCCAGCCAAACCCAAAGCCGAGAGAUUCGGCUGAACCAGUCAGAGAGGAUAAGGGACCGCUAUGUGAGUCGUGUAGGAGUGAAUCAUAACCGACUGUCAAGUUCAAGUCCUGGAAAAGGAGGAGGGGGAGGGGAGGUGGCCAUGUGGGCCUGUAAGAACCCUGCUGUGUUCUUCUGCAGAGACGCUCAGCCGGACACUGCAACACUGCCCAACUCUGUCAGUGGUCCAAAGAUGAAAACAGCUGACACCAGCCUGUGAAACUCUGAAAGAACAGUUGUUUUCAUCUGACCUGUAUUUGUUGUUGUAGUUCUAGGGACUACUAUCAUCACAUUGGGACAUUUUUGGAAAUACCAGAUAGUAUGAACACUAAAAAAUGUUUACGAAUCAAAUCACAGUUUGUUCCAGGAUUCAAAAGGAUCGUUUGAGCUGGCCAUAUUCUACUUCUUCAAUUACAGAACUGUUUGAAACUUGAUUUAAGCAGCUGUUGUACAAUACAUAGGAGUUUUGAAGGACACCCUCAAGUCCUCGCAAGCAUCCACAGGACCACCUGAAGGAAUCCCUCAGAGAUUGAGCAUUGACGGGUUGCAAAACCUUUCUGUCAAAGACCAUGACGUGUUUGUGUUGCAAAGGUCUUUCUCUCAUUUCAUGUGUAAAGCAGCAUGUGAAUAUGGAAAACUGAUCAAGGAUUGAGCAUUUCUUUAAUCAUAAACCUUCCAUGCUUAUAACAUAAAUGUACUGUACAGGUCAUUUUCAGAAAAAUAACACAAUCACUCAUUUGUUUAAAUGUUUAAAAUGUUCCAGAGUUCCAAAAGUUCCUCCCUCAGAAGUAAAGGCCUCACACCAGAAACUUCAACCACACACUGGAAAAAAGUGAUGCUAUAAGCUUGGUGACUCCUCGCUGUCAAACUACUGUAGCUGGUGAGCUCACUACACUGUAAAAAAUGUUUGUAGAAAUUUCAGUAAAACACUGCCAAAUUACAUCAGAAAUAGGGCGUAAAAUAAAAAAUUGUAUAUCACCGUAAUAGACACUUUAAAUUACCGUAAAUCAAAGAAUAACACAAAACUUUUACUUUUUUCUGCCAUAAACUGUAGGAAACACACAGUUUUGCUGUAAAAAUAUAACAUUUCCAUGUGAAAUUAAUGGAGAGAUACCAUGAUGUGUGAAUGAAUUACACAAUUACCCUAAAAAUAACAGGAAUAUCCAGUCUAAAUUACAGUUUUUGCUGAUAUUUGAAUUGAAAUUUAGAGUAGAAAACCCACUCACUGUAUUUUUUACGGUGAAUUUCUGGCAACCACAGCUGCCGGUAUUUUAAAUUAAACAGAUUAUUUUUUACAGUGUAAGACCACCAGGUUGCAUCAGAUCUUCAAAGUGCCAGAUCAGCUAGCCAGAUAGUAGAGCUAACAAAAUAUAUUCAAGAGACAUAUUUGCACCAUCAACCACUGUCUCAAAAUCAUCUGCAAACUGUGCCUCCUUUAACCCUUUAUCGGGCAAAGAACUACAUUUGGUAACUUCAGUGGAUAUCAGUGCGGGGCUAAUAUUUCGAGAAAAAAGCUGCAAAUUUACUAGAAUCAAGUGGAAAAUCUACAAGAAAAAAAGUCGCACAUUUAAGAGAUUUAAAGUGGCAAAUCUGUGCGAAAAAAGUUGCAUUACAAGAAAAAAGUAGGAAAAAAAGCAACUUUUUUCUCGCAGAUGGAAUUGCAAUUCCAUGGAAAUUAAUUGAUUUGCUUUGAAAUGUGGCUGUUUUAAAUGCUGGUAAAACCAGGCCAGUAGGGAGGUGGUUAUAGCUUAUUUCCUUGAACUUAAACAAGUAGUUUGAUUUAACCAAACCUUUGAAAUUGCAGAUCAGAAGCUGAAUAUGGACAGCCAUAACUGGGAUGUUUAGAAAGGCACCAAAAAAACAACUUAUUUUGUUGUUCAGAUAUGAGGACUUUUUUCCAUUUGCAUUUGGUUUUUGCAUUUCCCUCAUUCAAACUGUAAUCCUGUUGUGGAAUUAUUUGUUAUGACAUUACUCUGUAUUGCAUUAAUGUUUAUAAAUCUGAGAUAAGGUUUUAGCUUGAAUGUGUCAGCACUGCAAAAAAGUUGUGUCUAAAAACAAGAUAAAACAGUAAAUCUGAGGGAAAUGAUCUUGCUGCAGGGACAGAUAAUUUACCUUGACAAGAUUUCUUAAAUUCAGAUUAUUAAAUCUAGAAAUAAGCAUGUUGAACGCUUAAAAUAAGAUAAAUUAAAGCUGCAAGCAGUGAUGAACUGGCCCAUGCAGAGUGACCUGAGGAUUAUUUGUUUCUUAGCAAGAUUUUAAAAAAAUUUAAGAUUUAGAAGUGUUGGAUAAUUUAUCUUGUUUUAAGAGUUAAUUUCUAAUUUUAAGUGUUCAA
This is a messenger RNA of Centropristis striata (black sea bass), 4313 nucleotides long. Its product is annotated as G-protein coupled receptor 135. Gene Ontology annotation, biological process: G protein-coupled receptor signaling pathway. Gene Ontology annotation, molecular function: G protein-coupled receptor activity. The coding region runs from base 753 to 2201 and encodes 482 amino acids. Gene Ontology annotation, cellular component: membrane. The record is from RefSeq and is a predicted model, not a curated record. Lineage: Eukaryota; Metazoa; Chordata; Actinopteri; Perciformes; Serranidae. The transcript is spliced from 3 exons.